CAUCUGGCAUCUGUGGAGGAGAGGAAGAUCAAAGGACUGGUAGCCCUGCUGGUGGAGACACAGAUGAAGAAGCUGGAGAUAAAACUGAGACACUUUGAAGAGCUGGAAGCAAUCAUGGAUAAGGAAAGGGAAUCAAUAGAGUACCAGCGGCAGCAGUUGCUACAGGAAAGACAGCAGUUCCACAUGGAGCAGAUCCGUGCUGCAGAAUACAGAGCCCGACAGUUUGCUAGCCAACAGCUAGCAGAAAACAAGACAGUGUCAUCUCAGCACAAUGAAGGUGGACCUCAGGUAUCAACGUCAGCAAGUGGCUCAGCUACUGCUCAGAAUCCAUCCCUUGCAGCGGCAGUACAGAGUACAAACUAUGCCAUGCAUGGCUCUCCCUUACCACCUCAGGGACCGCAGGUUCAAGUGACACAAGGUUCCCCAACCCACACAGCACCAUCCUCCACAUCUGUUACACAUCAGCCAGCACCGUCCUCAGCUGUGCCAACGUUACCACCAGCUGCAUCAUUGCCACCAUCCACUGCAGCAUCAUCAUUGUCAUCUGUUGCAUCUUCAGCAGCUCCUGCACCCAGCACAUCACCUGCACUGCCUGCCCCAAACACAGCACUGACCCAGGCCCUUCAGUCAUCCUCUCCACUCUCUCAAACUCCCCCACCCACACUGACCCCAAGCGGGACCCCCACGCCACAGCAACAGCAGCAGCAGCUGAUGCCUUCUGCAACUCAGCAACAGCAUAUGCUACACCCUCUUCAGCAACAGCAGCAGGCAUCUCUUGGCCAGGGUUACCCUGUUAAUAACCAGUACCCAAGUCAGCAGCAAGGACCCACCCCGCCACCCCAAGAAGCGCUUUACCACAAUUCUCAGAUUCCUCAAGGCGGACCCCAGUACCCACCAUUUGCCCCCCAAACAUACCACCAUCCAUUGGGCAUAAAUCAGGGAGUCCCACCCAUGCAGCAGCCAUACCCUCAGCAACAGACCGGCCACUACCAAGGCUAUAUGAGCCAGCCAAAUCAGUAUCCUACUCAUCCGGGAUCUCACCAGGGUCAGUUUGGGCCUCCUCCACACAUGGGCAUGGCCCAGCAGGGCUACUCGCCCUAUCCUGGACCCCCAGCACCCCACUACUCUAGCCAGCCAAUGCAGCAGUAUCCAGGGGCUUAUCCGCAAGGGGCUGUCCAGCCCCCACAAGGUACCCCACUGCCAGCAGUCCAGAGGCCCCCCAUGUCAGUAGGAACUCCAGCAAACACACACCCAGAAUCACAAGAACAGAUGAUGAUGUCCCCUUCAUCGACCGGCUCCAACAAAUAG
This is a messenger RNA of Candidula unifasciata, 1308 nucleotides long. The record is from the annotation of a GenBank genome assembly. NCBI's taxonomy places the organism in Eukaryota, Metazoa, Mollusca, Gastropoda, Stylommatophora, Geomitridae.